AUGUCUUCGUCGAUCCAGCUCCUCAACCCGAAGGCCGAGUCCUUGAGACGCCUGCAGGCGCUCCAGGUGAACAUCGCCGCCGCCCAGGGCCUCCAGCAGGUUUUGGCGUCCAACUUGGGCCCCAAAGGCACCCUAAAGUUGCUUGUGGAUGGAUCAGGUAACCUCAAGUUGACCAAAGACGGAAAGGUUUUGCUUACGGAAAUGCAGAUCCAGCACCCCACGGCGGUCAUGAUUGCACGUGCCGCCACCGCCCAGGACGAGAUUACUGGAGAUGGAACGUCCACUGUGGUAUUGUUGGUGGGUGAAUUGUUGAAACAGGCUGAGAGGUUUAUCUCUGAAGGAGUGCACCCUCGUGUGCUUGUGGACGGGUUUGAAAUCGCCAGAGAGGCUUCUUUGAAGUACUUGGACAGCUUCAAGACCACGCCCGAGCUGUUUGACCGGGAGUUUUUGUUGCAGGUUGCCAAAUCGCUGGUGGCUACCAAAGUGACUUCUGACAUUACCGAUGUGUUGGCGCCAAUCGUGACGGACUCGGUUUUGGCCGUUUCCGGCGACGACGUGGCCAGAAACAACUUGGACCUCCACAUGGUCGAGAUCAUGACGAUGCAGCACGGACACGCCAGAGACACCUCGUUCAUCAAGGGUCUUGUUUUGGACCACGGCGCCCGCCACCCAGACAUGCCCCGUGUGGUGAACAACGCGUACGUGUUGAUUUUGAACGUGUCGUUGGAGUACGAGAAGACGGAGGUUAACUCUGGCUUUUUCUACUCGUCGGCUGAACAGAGAGAGAAGUUGGUGGCUUCCGAGCGUCAGUUCGUGGACGCCAAGCUCAAGAAGAUCGUGGACUUGAAAAACGAGGUCUGUGGCUUGAACGGCGACGCCGGUUUUGUCAUCAUCAACCAGAAGGGUAUCGACCCCAUGUCGUUGGACGUUUUGGCUAAGAACAACAUUCUUGCCUUGCGUCGUGCCAAGAGAAGAAACAUGGAGCGUUUGCAGUUGAUUGUGGGCGGAGAGGCCCAGAACUCCGUGGACGACUUGACGCCAGAAAUCUUGGGCCGUGCCGGUAAGGUCUACGAGGAGAGUAUUGGAGAGGACAAAUUCACCCACAUCACCGAGUGCCCUGAAUCCAGAUCCGCCACGAUUCUCAUCAAGGGCUCUGCUGCCCACGAGUUGCAGCAGACCAAGGACGCUGUUCGUGACGGCUUGAGGGCUGUUGCCAAUGUGAUCAAGGACGAGUCCAUUGUGCCCGGUGGAGGAGCCUACUUCAUGAGCUGCAACCAGCACCUUCUUGCCAGCGAGACGGGUAUUCUUAGAGGCCGCAACAAGCCAGGUAUCCAGGCGUUUGCCGAGGCGCUUUUGGUUGUGCCCAAGACGUUGAGCUCCAACGCCGGUUUGGACUCGUUGGAGACCAUUUCCUCUUGUCAGGAUGAAAUCGCCGAAGGCCACCAGGUCGGUAUUGACCUCACGUCGGGCGAGCCCAUGGACCCAGCGCUUGAAGGCGUGUGGGAUUCGUUCAGAGUGUUGAGAAACGCCAUUUCGUCCGCUACAGGCAUCGCGUCCAAUCUUUUGUUGUGUGACGAGCUUUUGAAGGCGGGUAAGUCGUCGUUGAAGGGCCAAGGCGGUGGAGUGAGCCAGUGGCAACCGUCGUGGUCGUCGUCCUAUCCAAAAAAUAACCUGUCCCAGGACCCCCUCUACACCUAUGGCAUGCCUGGGAAACUCUCCAGGCCGUCCUUCUCCAACGAGGAGAACCCUACGCCCAACCGCCAGCCCCUCUACCUGCCAAACCCGCUUUCCCAGCCCAAUUCGGCCCAGCCUUUGGAAAACCAGCAGGAGGGCCUUUCGUCUUCUCCAUACCAGUACAUGCAAUAUCCAUUGCAGCAGCCUCCCGUGAUGGGCCCUGCUUUCCAGAAUAACCUGAACCCCAACUUCAACAAUAACCAGGAGUUCCACGGCGAGUGGGACCCCUCCAUCAGCAGCGCUGACAGAAACGGCCUGGUUGCUUCGAGAGAUUCCAAGGAAUCCACCAACUCCCGCUCCUCUGUAGACCAGAGCAGCUCAGAAACGUCCCGUUCGCUGAGCGAUCAGGCCAAACCCCGUUCUGCCUCUGGCGGUGUCACGAAAAGAUCCCGGAUGGGCUGCCUUACGUGCCGUCAAAGGAAGAAGCGUUGCUGUGAAACGAGGCCCAAGUGUUCCGAGUGCCUGAGGCUUCGAUUGAACUGCGUUUGGCCCAAGCCUGGAACGGAGCACAAGAACAAGAGCAAGGAGGUGAAGAGCCAGGAGAACACCAUUGACCAUGAUGUGUAUGGCAAGAUCAAGGUGUUGCGGGGCAUUGUGGAGUACCGUUCUUCCUAG
This is a messenger RNA of Candidozyma pseudohaemuli, 2349 nucleotides long. RefSeq names its product chaperonin-containing T-complex subunit (gene CCT6). The transcript is spliced from 2 exons. Lineage: Eukaryota; Fungi; Ascomycota; Pichiomycetes; Serinales; Metschnikowiaceae. The coding region runs from base 1 to 2349 and encodes 782 amino acids. Gene Ontology annotation, biological process: regulation of DNA-templated transcription; protein folding. Gene Ontology annotation, molecular function: DNA-binding transcription factor activity, RNA polymerase II-specific; zinc ion binding; ATP binding. The record is from RefSeq and is a predicted model, not a curated record. Gene Ontology annotation, cellular component: chaperonin-containing T-complex.